This is a messenger RNA of Eutrema salsugineum, 1158 nucleotides long. RefSeq names its product 14-3-3-like protein GF14 omicron. Gene Ontology annotation, biological process: signal transduction. Gene Ontology annotation, cellular component: cytoplasm. The record is from RefSeq and is a predicted model, not a curated record. Lineage: Eukaryota; Viridiplantae; Streptophyta; Magnoliopsida; Brassicales; Brassicaceae. Bases 152 to 910 code for a protein of 252 amino acids. The transcript has 7 exons.
AGCCGUUGAUUAAGCUUUCUCCUGUCUGAAACCCAACCGCCAAAUUUCUUUUAUAAUCGUGACAAGACUUUCUGAUCAGAUUAUCAGAACGAAGACUAAUUUGGAGAGAGAAGAGAGCGAGAAGAGAAAUAGAGAGAGAGCUAGAGAAGCUAUGGAGAAGGAGAGAGAGAAGCAAGUGUAUUUGGCGAAACUAAACGAACAAGCCGAGAGAUACGAUGAGAUGGUUGAAGCAAUGAAGAAAGUUGCAGCUCUUGAUGUAGAACUCACAAUUGAAGAAAGGAACUUGUUAUCUGUUGGUUAUAAGAACGUGAUUGGUGCAAGGAGAGCUUCGUGGAGGAUACUCUCUUCUAUUGAGCAGAAAGAAGAAUCUAGAGGAAACGAACAAAACGCAAAGAGGAUCAAAGAUUACAGGACAAAGGUUGAAGAUGAGCUCUCUAAGAUCUGCUACGACAUUUUAGCUGUCAUCGAUAAGCAUCUUGUCCCAUCCGCAACUUCAGGCGAAUCCACUGUUUUCUACUACAAGAUGAAAGGAGACUAUUUCAGAUACUUGGCUGAGUUUAAGUUUGGUCCUGAUCGUGAUGAAGCUGCUAAUCAAUCACUCAAGGCUUAUGAAGCUGCAACGAGUACAGCUAGCUCGGAGUUGGGUCCUACUCAUCCGAUAAGACUCGGUUUAGCUCUCAACUUCUCGGUCUUCUACUACGAGAUCUUGAACUCUCCAGAACGGGCGUGUCAUUUGGCGAAGCAAGCGUUUGAUGAAGCAAUCGCUGAGCUGGAUAGUCUUAAUGAAGACUCUUACAAAGACAGCACACUUAUCAUGCAGCUUCUCAGAGAUAAUCUUACUUUAUGGACCUCUGAUCUAGAGGAAGGAGGUGAACAGUCUAAAGGGGACAAGCCACAAGAGGAGGAUUAAUGAAGCCAUUACACUCCCUUUGGCACCAAACGGUUUAAAGCUUCUGUUCUUGCUAGAGGGUCUUGAGUUGGCGAUAAUAUUCUAUCAUUUGUUACUCUCUCUUUUCUUUUGGAUAUUUUUUGUUUUCGACAUUGAAACGAAACUUAUGUGUCGUCACUUGUUGUCUUGACAUUGAAACCUCUCUCAACUCUGUCGUUUGCCAAUUGAUUUUCCUUCUCAUUGAAAUGGCAAGAGAUAGUGAUAACUCA